AUGUUCAAACCGUCAGUGAGAAUUUUGAAAUAUCAAGUCACAUCUUCCUUAAGAGUAUCUUUGGUCGGUAGGUCUAUUCAAAAAGCAUUCUCAACUACCUCCUUUAGGUUAAAAAACAAUAAGGAAAGUAUCACAAAUGAUACUAAUAUUUUAAAUGAGAUUAAAGAUAUCCCAUUAAAGGAUAUUAAAGUAAAUAUUAAAAAUAAAAUAGAUAUUCCUACUACGGAUCCAACCGAUGGAUUUAUGAAUUGGAAAAGUAUUGGUUUAUUUACUUUUGUAAGUGGUGGUCUUUACUAUUGGGCCUAUAAUAAAAAGAAAGAACUUGAGAUUAUUAAAGAAGAUGAGGCUAAUAGAGCUGCUGUCGGAGGUCCUUUUAAACUGAUUGACCAGAAUGGGAACGAAUUUACUGAAAGGAAUUUUUUAGGUAGAUUUUCUCUAUUAUAUUUCGGAUUCAGUCAUUGUCCAGAUGUUUGCCCGGCAGAAUUAGAUAAAUUAGCUAUCUGGAUUGAAAGAAUUAAAAAAGAUUGCAAUGUUGAUGUUCAACCUGUAUUUAUUACCUGUGACCCUAUUAGAGACACACCUGAAGUUUUGCGACACUAUUUAAAGGAUUUCCAUCCAUCAAUUAUUGGAUUAACUGGAACACAUAGUCGAAUUAAAGAGAUGUGCAAAAAUUAUAAAGUAUUUUUCUCUACUCCAGCUAAUGCAAAUCCAAAGGAAGACUAUAUUGUAGAUCAUUCAGCUUUUACAUAUGUUAUCGAUCCAGAAGGUCAGUUUAUGGAAGCAAUCGGUACAAUUUAUGAUGACGAUGAAGGUCUAGAAAGAAUUGAACAACACAUUAAGACUUUCUUACCAAAAGCCGAAAGAGAAAAAAGAUUGAAUAAAUGGUAUGCAUUUUUAUUCAGAUAA
Molecule: messenger RNA, 906 nt
Organism: Arxiozyma heterogenica
Lineage: Eukaryota; Fungi; Ascomycota; Saccharomycetes; Saccharomycetales; Saccharomycetaceae
Product: SCO family protein
Exons: 1
Coding region: 1-906 (301 amino acids)
Biological process (GO): mitochondrial respiratory chain complex IV assembly; intracellular copper ion homeostasis
Cellular component (GO): mitochondrial inner membrane
Molecular function (GO): copper chaperone activity; copper ion binding
Source: RefSeq, a predicted model, not a curated record